CCCAGACUUUGCAAGAUAACCUAAUUGAUACGGAGAAGAGAAGAGGGAAAACAAGUAGGAUUUUUCCGUGUUUUGCGACUACACAGUUUACCAAGCGCGCGCCAACUUGGCAGGAGGAAAAACCUAAAGUCUCUGGAGCUCGACCAUGACUGCAAAAAUUUGGGACGUUAUUGUUGUUGGCGCCGGACUCUCUGGGCUGAGCGCAGCUCAUUUGCUCAGAACAAGGAAUGCCAAGUUGAGAGUGCUGGUGCUGGAAGCAAAAGAUCGAGUGGGAGGCCGCACAGUGUCCACAGAAAUACCAGCAGCCAAUGGCGUUGAUCGCUGGGACUUUGGAGGGCAGUGGGUAGGAAGCACCCAAACGCACAUCAUGGAGCUUGUUAAGGAGCUGGGCCUGGACACCUUCCCGCAAUACAACAUUGGCAAGAAGGUGCACCACAUGGGCGGGCCGGGUGCCAGAGUCCGCACCUACAGGAACAGUAUCCCCGCUCUGUCGCCACUCGUGCUGAUGGAUCUCACCCAGUUCCUGUGGAAGAUUGACAGAUUGUGCGCGACAGUACGUGUCGAGGAUCCUUCCAAGACGCCCAACGCUGUGGAACUGGACAGUGUGACCCUGCACUCCUACACCGAGAAACAUGUUUGGACUGCGGAGCUAAAAGAAGAGUUGGCACUGUGCAGCCGGUCCGUCUUUGGCAUGGAGCCAUCCCAGAUGUCCUUCCUGUUCUUCCUCAUGUAUGCCGCCGCAGCUGGAGGGCUACUGCCACUUCUGGAGAACACGGCGGGUUCAGCUCAGGAGUUUAAAAUCAAGGGGGGCACGCAGCAGCUUUCGGAGUGUCUGGCAGAACGCGUGGGCCUGAGGAACGUCCGGCUGCGUGCCGCCGUGACGGCCAUAUGGCAGGAUGCUGAGUGGGCCAGGGUGACGAUCGCCGCCGCCGGCGCCGCCGCCACCUUCUUGUGCAGAGCUGCGAUCGUCACGUGCCCCCCUCAUUUGGCAGCGAAAAUCCACUACGACCCGGCCCUGCCGAGCCGGAGAGAAUUCCUCACCCAGAACAUGCCCGUGGGCCACAUGAUAAAAUUCAUUAUCACCUACCAGACGGCGUUUUGGAAGGAGAAGGGCUUCUCCGGAGAAAUCGUGGCAGGAUCCUCCACCGACUGUCCGUUCUGCGUCACCUUCGACGCCACCAGCCCCGGCGGUAAUGCUGCGCUGGUGGGCUUCAUAGCCGGCCGGCAGGCGUCUCAGUGGGGCUCCAAGGAGGCCGGCCAGAGAAGGAACGCCGUGGUCUCCAGUCUGGUCAAAUACCUGGGUCCCGAGGCCGCGUCCUUCAUCCACUUCGAAGAAAGAGACUGGGCUGCGGAGGCCUACAGCGGGGGCUGCCCUGUGAACGUCAUGGCGCCAGGACUGCUAACGUAUUACCACCCUAGCCUGAGGAAGCCCUGUGGCAGGAUCUACUGGGCCGGCACCGAAACGGCCACCCAGUGGUGCGGGUACAUGAGUGGCGCGGUGCAAGCUGGUGAGCGGGCGGCGCUGGAGGUGCUGGCCGAACUCCGCCCCACGGGCCUGGAGCCCGAGGAGUAGGAAGCGCUCGAGGGGUCCUGCGCGGCAAACGCACCAUCACCGGAACUCACAUACCUACAGGUUCCAAAUGUACACGGACAUUAUCUUUUUGACAACCAAAUGUCAUAUAUUCCAAUUGUCCAACGGACAGAAUGAACGGGUGCAGGGUUUCCUGAGUCUACAUGGAAGACGGCUCGCCUACUGUUAACUGAUUUUAGUAUUUGUAUUAAGUUAAACUCAAUCAGAUUCAUUUUAUUUUACUACAUUUUGUAACAGUCUAUCAAUGUUUGACAUACAAUUGUCGUUCACAUUUUCAUUUUUUGCUCGCGACAAAUGAAAAGGACAAGCCAUUUUUGCAAGGUUGAAAAUGAGUGAAUUCAUGUGUUGUGCCUCGUGAGCUCAGAGCUUCAGAGCGAUCAUGUCGUGUUUAAACCAGAAGGAAUGAGGCUUUUUCGCAACCCGGUGCCUGGCAUUGUUUCCCAGAGAGCCGUCAAAAAAAAAAAAAAAGGCGGCUUGAGAGGCUUGGAGCGGAGCCACGUUCCCUCGGAACGAGCGAGAGAUGGAUGAAGCCGUCGCACGAUGAUAACGUUCCCAGAGAAGGUGAUUUAAUCGCUAUCACUUGAUUGCACAGUUGAUUGAAACGAUUUCGUCAGUCCCCCCCCCCCCCCCCCCCUCUCCCGGAGAAUAGCUCGAAUGCCUGCUGAUCGCUGGACGGCGGUCUCCGUCUCCAUUGGCGCCACGGCUCGCUAUUUGUCUUUGUUAUCAGCGGCCUGCAACGAAUCCACUGCCCGUUCUCUCCCGUGGUUUUAAUUUGAGCCAAUUGCGGCUGACUCGAGGCCCACGACCCAUCUCUGCGCAUGCACGGCCACCGAUUCGGUCGAUUAGGUCGACAGGCAAAUGGGUUUUAUGGUUGUCAUGCGGAUGAGAGUUUUUGAAAUUAGCUCGUUCGAGAAAAAAAGGAAAGAUGUACCUUUGCCCCCACUUGACCCCACUGAGACGCGGGGCAAAACAGAUGGGUGCGCUAUUUUAGAGGACUCCGCAGCGCUAAGAUUUCGUCUGGCGGUAUAUGUCAUGGCCAGCUCAGGGCACGCACGUGGUAACUUGCCAUCUGUGGGGGUUGGCACCGCGCCUCGCCACCGUCGCUACAGAGUUUUGUCCAUUCACUUCCGAGAUUCUAUGCAUGAUCACUGUGAAAGAUGAGCAUUCAUAUUAGUCUGCUGAAUACUCAAUCUAAUAAACUAGCCUUACCAAUGGCUCGGCUUUUGAAGGGCAGCUGAACGGCGCAAAGGAUACGGCAGUGAGAUGUGAGAGAAAUCUGAAGCAGCGGUCAUCUUUCGCGAACAUGUCAAGGUCCGAUUUCCCCACCACCACCACCACAUUAAUAUAUAAUAUUUCUAAUAUAAAAUAUGAAGGUUGUUAAAUCAUUGUUUAACGACCUUCAUUUGUCACCUUCAUGACUCUUUCAUCGGGCGGCAUGUCAACUGUGCACAGUGUUACCUUGUGUUUUUGUGGGAAUGUGAUCAAAUUUCCAAUAAAAGAUUUCCAGUAAUGGCCCCCGAGUAAUGUUUCUGUAAUUACUGUAGCCUCUGUAAACACCCGCCAUCGUACUUGCCGCGGCGUUUGCCUCCGGGCAAAAGCAGCAACUUUAAAAAAUUCAUACACUGCAGCACAGUGAAACCGGAAUUUGCCAUCAAAAACAAAUGCAUCCUCAGAACUAAAAGCAAUGGCUCUUUCUCUAUAAGCGGAUGCACUCGCCACCAUACAUUAUGUCGUUCUAUGUUAUCUAGACAUGCCAGGGCUCGCGAGAACAAGAAUACCAUUACAAUUCAGUCCAGCAAACCGUGGAUUAAACCCUCUUGCGAAGCUUACAAUGUUUAUAUAUUUUAAAUUGUGUCAGCGAAGGGGUUGAUGCAACUAUGGCAAUCAUAUUUAGACUGCUUUUUUGUUCUAUUGUUAUGCAAAUAACAAAUCAAGUACCUCUCAGUUAAUGUUGGCACUGGUUUUGCUCACAUGGCCUCCGCUAGUCUUUGCCAAAAGGAGAUUUUGCUGUAUUCAACAUAGCGUCUUGAUUUUUGAGUGUCUUUUCGAAAAACUUAAAGUGUCAUUUCUGCAGCUGCAUUUGCGGCUGUGAUUUAGUUACCUCAGAGUUAAGGGAGAGUUUCCUCUGCGCAGCGGACGAUUCCGCGGCACCAGAUUGCCUCCUGUGUUCGUCAGCGUUCUUUGUGCACUGUCCCAUCUCAUGCCACCGCCCUCCACAUUAGGGCGGUGGCAUCGAUACUUGCAACGUACAAUUAUUGUCAAAACAAUAUAUUUGCGAUCUAAACUAAUAAAAGUAACUGUAUGUGGAU
This is a messenger RNA of Scophthalmus maximus (turbot), 3900 nucleotides long. RefSeq names its product amine oxidase [flavin-containing]. The transcript is spliced from 12 exons. Lineage: Eukaryota; Metazoa; Chordata; Actinopteri; Pleuronectiformes; Scophthalmidae. Gene Ontology annotation, molecular function: oxidoreductase activity. The coding region runs from base 146 to 1573 and encodes 475 amino acids. The record is from RefSeq and is a predicted model, not a curated record.